AUGGCGGAACUUCAAUUGGAAGUUUUACUCAGCAAUAUAACCUGUUCAAUCACACGGCACGACGUGCUCGACCUUGUAGAAGUGCGCCGCAGCGACGCACAUCAUGGCAUCAGCAUCAUCCACCACCACCACCACCACCAUCAUCAUGAUCAAUUCAUCGUCAUUAUCACUACCACCAUCAUCAGCAUCAUCACCGUCGUCAUCAUCAUGUCUCCUCGCAGGGCGAUCGAGCUGGUGGGCGCUGCCUUCGGGCUGGGCGCCCAGCUACAGCUGCUCAGCUCAUUUCGGCCCUUCCGCCUCUUCAAGGUGCUCACCAUCUUUUUAGGUCUUCGGGACAUCGUGAACACCAUCAUCAAGGCGACGACGCGCAUGCUCGAGCUGAUCGUGCUGCUGCUGUUCUGCAUCUGGGUGUUCGCCACUUUCGGCCUGCAGCGGCGCCUCAAGCUCGGCCCUAACAGCGUCGCGCCCUUUUCUGGUCUCGCGCAGAUGUUCAUGUCGGUGCUGAAGCGGCGCUGUGUGGUGAGCAAGGAGAGGCUGGGAGUGGUGGACGCGCAGCUGUACAGGCGCAUGGCGAACAACCGUACCUUCUGGAUGCGCACGGGCGGGGACGAGGACGAGGAUCGCGACCGGCUGGGCUUCGCCUGCGGGAACCUGCUGGCUGCCUACACUUGCGAACCAGGUUUCUCGUGUGUGACGGUGGACGUGGUGGAAGAGCGACGAGUGUUUCCCUCGUACGACAACGUGGUGGACGCCGUGCUCACUACCUUUAACAUAUUUAGCCUGGACAACUGGAACAUCCCGUACAACAUGCUACUGCAGGCGGUCGGUCCCGCCUGCUUCCCGCUCUUCCUGUGCACCGUAAUGUUCGGCUCGGCCUACCUCAUCAACCUCAUGCUUGCCGUCACCGUACACACCUACGUCGGGGAGAACAACCUCAAGCGGGCUCGCAAGCAGAAGAUGGAGCAGGGAUCCCUAAUGGACUUGACUCUGUUCCAAGAAAUUUGUGAUUUCGAGGUGAAUGUAGACCACCUGUACGUCCAACCGCUGGUCAGUCUCGCGCAGAUACCCUCCGUCCACAAGGUGCGACAGCUGCGUUUCAAGCAGCGGCUUCGCCGCGGUGAAGGGGAGGCCCUGACUCGGGAGCUGGGAUUCGGCGCCUUCGCCGACAUGGUGACGGACGCAGCGAACGCGCCCCGGCCGCUGCUGCGGGCCGCCACGCUCCGACCGCCCGCGGCCACGCGACGGUCGCACUCCGACGAGACGUACGAGCAGCCGAUCGCUGCCGCAGCGGCACCGGUGGUGGGGGCCGCCCGCGGCCAAAGUCAGCAGUCGGGCAUCCGAGCGGACAUCCCUCUCCGAGCGGACUGGGCCACGGUCCGACUGGUGUGCCUCGCCAUGGAGAAGAGCCCAAUCCUCGACCUCACCAUCCACGUCCUCAUCAUCCUCAGCACCCUGUUCCUCGCCCUGGAUGGCAGCUACGCCAAUGCUCAGUUCAAGAGCAUGCUCACCUGGGGAAACAUGGCGGCCAGCGUGGCCUUCUCCGUCGAAAUGGCCAUCAAGUUAUCCGCGCGUGGCUGGUCCUUCUUCCACAAGAAGUUCUCGGUUCUGGACCUGGGCGCCGUGGUCUGCAGCAUCACCUCCGACUUGCUGGUGCUGCUCCGCUACGAACUGGGCGUCCGCACGCGCUUUCUCAGGCUGUUCCGGCUGGUGUACGUGGCGCGCACGUGGGACACGCUGUUCUACAUGCUCAACAUGAUGCUCUCGCUGCUGAAGCCGCUGCUCAACCUGCUGCUCGUCAUCAUGCUCGUGGUCGUGGCGUUCGCCGUCGCCGCCGAAGACCUCUUCGACUCCGGAGACCGUAAACCGCAGUCGCGGUGGAACAGCCGCGACUUUCUGCACAGCGUGCUGCUCAUGGUGCGCCUCUUCUGCGGCGACAUGUUCGAACCGCUGGUCAACUGCUUCCACGAGGGCCACGGCAGGCUCCGAUGCGUCGCCUUUUACAGCAGCGUCUUCUUCGUCGGCAACUACGUGCUGCUCAACGUCUUUCUCGCCUUCCUGCUCAGCAGCUUCAACGUCGACAGGAUCGUCGAGAGGAACUCGCCCGGAGAGAUCCUCUUCGAGAAGAUGGUGUGCAGCUUCAAGUCCUGGUGCAAGAAUAGCUGGAAGCGUUUGUGGCAUCCAUUCUAUGAGGAGACGCACGCACUUCCCACCGCAGAGAGGACCCCCGGCUGGGCGAGAAACGCGUGGCACGCGGCGCAGCGCCGAGCCGAAGUCCUGACCAGCCACCGCGCGUUCCGGCUCCUCGUGGCCCUUCUCAUUGUGCUCAGCAGCAUCGUGUUGGUGAGGGCUUCGCAUCUGCAAGCGGGCCACGCUCGCUUUACACUGACGGUGGAUCGUGCAUCCUGCGGUAACCACAUACACGCCAGUUGCCUCGAAGGUGGCCGGAGCACGGGCAAGGUGCGUGGCCGACUGGAGCUGGCGAGUGCGCUGCUCACCGUGCUGCUGAGCGUGGACGUUGCCCUGGUGCUGGUCGCGAAGGGCCCCCACGCCUACUUCUCUUCGGGAUGGCACCUGCUCGACUUCAUCGUGCAGUCGACAUCGCUGCUCUACGAGGUUCUGGACGUGAUCGGCGUGCAGGGCUCGGUGAUCAACGUGCUGCGCUCCACCAGGGCGCUGAGACCCGUGCGAAUCGUGUCCCUCUUGCCCGGGAUGAAGCUCCUAGUGGACGCGCUGGCCUCGUCGGUGCCGUCCAUCGGCAACGUGCUCGUGGUGUGCGCCUUCAUAUGGAUCAUCUUCGGCGUGGUGGGCGUCAGCAUGUUCGCGGGCCGCCUGUGGCACUGCGUAGACGCCAGGGGACAGCCGCUCGACCCCGACCUGGUGCCCGACCGCGCCACCUGUCACAUGCUGGGCUUCUCCUGGACCAACGAGAACGUCCACUUCGACAACCUGGCCGAAGCGUCGCUCGCGCUGCUCCAGGUGGCGACCUUCGAGGGCUGGAUCGAGGUGAUCGAGAACGUGUUGGACAUCGAGGGCGUCGACCUGCAGCCCCGACGGGAGGCCAACCCCUGGUCGCUGAUCUACUUCGCCAUCUUCCUCGUCAUCGGCGCUUUCCUCGUGUUCAACCUGUUCGUCGGCGUCGUCAUCGACAACUUCUACGCCAAGAAGCGACAGGCUAGUUUUUUUGCUGCUCACUGAAAAUACAUUCCGCCCGAAAUUGU
Messenger RNA from Dermacentor andersoni, 3218 nucleotides. Its product is annotated as sodium channel protein type 4 subunit alpha A-like. Lineage: Eukaryota; Metazoa; Arthropoda; Arachnida; Ixodida; Ixodidae. Gene Ontology annotation, molecular function: voltage-gated sodium channel activity. The record is from RefSeq and is a predicted model, not a curated record. Gene Ontology annotation, biological process: sodium ion transmembrane transport; neuronal action potential; membrane depolarization during action potential. Gene Ontology annotation, cellular component: plasma membrane; voltage-gated sodium channel complex.